Messenger RNA from Pyrus x bretschneideri (Chinese white pear), 2223 nucleotides. Its product is annotated as putative disease resistance RPP13-like protein 1. Bases 1 to 2223 code for a protein of 740 amino acids. Gene Ontology annotation, biological process: defense response to other organism. The record is from RefSeq and is a predicted model, not a curated record. NCBI's taxonomy places the organism in Eukaryota, Viridiplantae, Streptophyta, Magnoliopsida, Rosales, Rosaceae. Gene Ontology annotation, molecular function: ADP binding. The transcript is spliced from 2 exons.
AUGGCCAUCGGAGAGGCCUUUCUUUCUGCCUUUCUUCAAGUUUUGUUUGACAGAUUGGCUUCCAAUGAGUUUGUAGGCUUACUGUGCGGGAGGAAGUACGAUGACUUGCUGGACAAGUUGAAGGUCACUCUUCUGACUGUUACGACGCUGCUUAAUGAUGCCGAGGAGAAGCAGUUUUACAACGUUGCUGUGAAGAAGUGGUUGCACAUGACUAAAGAUGCGCUCUAUGAUGCCGAGGACUUACUAGAUGAUCUUGCUAGCGAAGCCUUGGCUUGUAAGAUGGCAGCUGAAUCUCCGGCCACCACUAAACAGGUAUGGAAUUGGAACCGUAUUUCUACCUCUCUCAGUCCAUCUAGUAGAGGGAUCGAACAUAAACAUAGAUCACCAACAACUUCGUUGGUAGAUGAAUCAUGUGUUUACGGCAGGAGCUGUGACAAAGAGGAGAUAAUUCGAGUUUUGUUAUGUGAUGAACCAACUAGUAGAAAGGUUGGUGUAGUUCCUGUCAUUGGCAUGGCUGGAAUUGGAAAGACGACUCUUGCACAACUGAUUUACAAUGAUGAAAGAGUGGACAAGCAUUUCGAUUUAAAAAUUUGGAUGUUUGUGUCUGAUCAUUUUGAUGCAGUGAGGGUGACGAAAACAAUUCUCGAGUCAGUCAAUAUGAAAAAUGUUGAUCUUGAUGACUUGAAUCUACUUCAAGUUUGUUUGAAAGAAAAAUUGGCUGGAAAGAGAUUCUUGAUUGUUUUGGAUGAUGUUUGGAACAAGAGGAAUGAUGAUUGGGAUCUCUCAUGGAUUCCUUUCAGAGCAGGGAGAAGCGGAAGCAAGAUAAUUGUAACAACGCAAAACAGCGAUGUUGCAUCAAGCAUGGGUACGGUUCCAGCUUAUCAUUUGACAGGUUUAUCAUUUGAAGAUUCUUGGUUAUUGUUCAAGAGCCAAGCAUUUGAGAAUCGAAUCAUUGAUGCUAAUCUCGAAGCCAUUGGUAAGGAGAUUGUCAACAGGUGUGAUGGUUUGCCCAUGGCAGUGAAAAGAUUUGGAAUCCUAUUGCACUCUAGAAGGGAAGAAGAUGAAUGGAAGGAUAUGUUCAGUAGGAAAAUAUGGGAUCUACCAGAUGAUGAAAGUAACAUCCUUCAGACUUUAAGAUUAAGCUACCAUCACCUUCCUGCACAUUUGAAGCCGUGUUUCGCAUACUGUUCCUUGUUCCCAACGGAAUUUGAAUUUAACAAAGAUUCACUUGUUCUGUUGUGGAUGGCGGAAGGUUUGCUUGAGCAACCAAAAGGAAAUAAAACUUUGGAAGAUGUCGGCAGUGAGUAUUUUCAGGAGCUGGUAUCCAGAUCAUUCUUUCAACAAUCACUUCACAAUCGAUCAAGAUUUGUAAUGCACAACCUCAUGAAAGAGCUAGCUCAAUUUGUUUCUGGAGAGUUCUGUUUCAGAUUGGAGGAUAAAGUCGACGACAGCAAUCAAUACAAAGCAUAUGAGAAGGCUCGCCAUUCUUCAUAUAUUCGCCGCCAACGUGAGUUCACUACAAGGUUUGACUCCUUCAGCAGACUUGAGUGCUUACGCACCUUCCUUCCGCUGGAUGAUUUGGAUCCAACAGACGGAACUGGAUUUAGCUAUUUGGCUAACAAAGUCCCUCGUGAUCUACUUCCAAAGUUGCGAUAUCUGCGAGUGCUAUCUUUCAAUGCUUGUCGUAUUACUGAACUGCCAGACACAAUAGGCAAUUUAAAGCAUCUACGCUAUCUGGACCUCUCUCGCACUGCAAUUAAAAGGUUGCCUGAUUCUACGAGUAUGCUUUGCAAUUUACAAACAUUGUUAUUAGUAGAAUGUCGCUCUCUCACUAAGUUGCCAGCAGAAAUGGGGAACCUGACAAGCCUACGCCAUCUUCAUAUUGACGGAAGCAGAUUAAAAGAGAUGCCACUGCAAAUGUGUAGACUGAAGAAUCUCCAAUCCUUGUCUAAUUUUAUGGUAGGUAGGGAGAAUGGCUGUGGAAUUAAAGACUUGAGCGACAUGCUGCAACUUAAGGGAUCCCUUAUCAUUUCAGGACUGCAGAAUGUUGUGAAUUUUGUAGAUGCAAUGGAGGCUAAUCUGAAGGGCAAGGAAGGACUUGAUCACUUGGUGUUCCAAUGGAGUGACAGUUCUGAUGAUUCGCUCGCUGAUACAGAUGAAGAGGAUGUUUCUGACAUGCCACAAGUUCACAGAAUCCUAGACGAUCUCAACAUCAGAGGUUAG